CUCGGGGCCGCCGGAGCCGGCGCUGGAGCGCAGCGCACCGCGGAGCCAGCGCUCGGGAGCCGCCCCUCUCCCGUAGGCUCGGCCCGGACUAUUCCAGGGACCAGACAAGGGAAACCGGGGACCUCGGCCACGCGCCCCGAAUCUGCAGGUGAGAAAAGAAGGACUGACAGAAGUCGUGGUGAAGACAUUAGAAAACUGAGUUUUAACUAUAAAGCGGAAGCAGAAGGACACCGCCAUUUGCAACUGGACGUGCCAUCAGCUGUAAGUCGAGUUCCUGAUCCAAGGACCACAGCUGAACCCUCCCAGUCCCCAGAACCAAAAACUAUGGAGCUUUCCGACAGCGACCGACCCAUCAGCUUCGGCUCCACCUCAUCCUCGGCCUCCUCCAGGGACAGCCAUGGUUCCUUUGGCAGCAGAAUGACUUUGGUUUCAAACAGCCACUUGGGCUUAUUUCACCAGGAUAAAGAAGCUGGGGCCAUAAAGCUGGAGCUGGUACCAGCACGACCAUUUUCCAGCAGCGAACUGCAGAGGGACAAGCCUGCCGGACCACAAAACAUGAAUGGGGUCGGCGAGAAGCAGCCUAGGACUCCAUGGAGAAUGGACACGAAUGGAGCACCACAAACCACUGCAGACUCGGCCACCAGCCCCAAGCUCCUAUAUGUGGAUAGAGUUGUACAGGAAAUUCUGGAGACGGAGAGGACCUACGUGCAAGAUCUAAAGAGCAUCCUGAAGGAUUACCUGGAAUGUAUACGGGACCAAGCCAAACUUCCCCUGGCGACCGAAGACAGGGCUGCUCUUUUCGGAAAUAUACAGGAUAUCUACCACUUCAAUAGUGAACUUCUUCAAGAUCUAGAAAACUGUGAAAACGAUCCUGUGGCCAUAGCGGAAUGUUUUGUGUCCAAGAGUGAAGAGUUCCAUAUUUAUACCCAGUAUUGCACCAACUACCCAAGGUCUGUGGCCGUGCUAACUGAGUGCAUGAGGAACGAGAUACUCACCAAGUUCUUCCGGGAGCGCCAGGAAACUCUGAAACACUCACUACCCCUAGGGUCCUACCUUCUAAAACCAGUUCAGCGGAUUCUCAAAUAUCAUCUCCUUCUUCAUGAAAUAGAGAAUCACCUUGAUAAGGACACGGAAGGCUACGACGUUGUGCUGGAUGCCAUAGACACGAUGCAGCAAGUGGCCUGGCACAUCAAUGACAUGAAACGGAAGCAUGAGCAUGCUGUCCGCUUGCAGGAGAUCCAGAGCUUGCUAACCAACUGGGAGGGGCCUGACCUCACCAGCUAUGGGGAGCUGGUGCUUGAAGGCACCUUCCGCAUCCAGAAGGCCAAAAAGGAAAGGACUCUCUUUCUCCUGGACCAGCUGCUGCUCAUCACAAAGAAGAGAGAUGACACGUUUACAUACAAAGCUCACAUCCUGUGUGGCAACCUCAUGCUUGUAGAAGUCAUACCAAAAGAACCGCUCAGCUUCAGUGUCUUCCACUACAAGAACCCCAAGCUUCAGCACACAGUUCAGGCCAAAUCCCAGCAAGAAAAACGUCUCUGGGUUCUGCACCUGAAGAGAUUGAUUCUGGAGAACCACGCAGCAGCAUCGAAGAUCCCAGCUAAGGCCAAGCAAGCAAUUCUUGAAAUGGACGCCAUCCACCAUCCAGGCUUCUGUUACAGUCCCGAGGGAGAGAUGAAGACACCAUGCGGUUCUGCACCCCAUCGGCUGAGACGGAAGUCGGAACCUUCCUCGAGAUCAAACAAAGUGUUGAAGACCAGCGAAACUUCACAAGAUAUCCAGAAGGUUUCUAGAGAGGGAAGCUCUUCCCAGCUGACUUCGGCUGUACCUGCCCAGAGGAACCGCCAGCCCGGCAGCGCUGCAGUUAUCAAUAUGCUUCGCGGGGGAGGCGGUGUUAGAAGCCCGUGGACAGAUCACCACAUCCGGCAGCGGACGGAUCACCACAUCCGGCAGCCUUUGUUUCCAAGCCGCCGGUCUCCACAGGAGAAUGAGGACGAUGACGACGAUGAUUACCAGAUGUUCGUUCCGUCUUUUUCUUCCUCGGAUCUCAACUCCACCAGGUUGUGUGAAGAGAACGCUUCAAGUCGCCCUUGCAGCUGGCAUCUGGGACUCAUCGAACCCGCAGAGAUCUCCAGCUCUGGUCACAGGAUAGUCCGACGGGCCAGUAGCGCAGGGGAAAGCAACGCCUGCCCUCCCGAAGUAAGAAUUAGGGACAGUGAUGACUCUCAGUACUGUCCCGGGAGAGAACCCCAGAACAGUCCUCAACCAGGAGGAGAGGGAGGGAUGACCCCCUUUGGGUCAUCUGUAGAGCUGACUAUUGAUGAUAUAGACCACGUCUAUGAUAACAUAAGUUAUGAAGACUUAAAGUUAAUGGUGGCCAAGCGGGAUGAAACUGAAUGUUCUUUCUCCAAAUCAUCCAGAGACUCUGUUCGCCCCAAGAGCACCCCAGAGUUAGCCUUCUCAAAGAGUCAGGCUAGCCACAGUACAAGCUCUCUCCACUCAAAGAAAGAGGCAGGCCCCAGUGGUCAAGAGGCAUCCAACCAAAGCAUACAUGAACACCAGGACGUGGAAGAAAACAUCUAUGACACCAUAGGGCUUCCAGACCCACCAUCGCUGAACUUUCAUUGCAGCAGCCUCAAGCAGCCCAAACGGAGCACCUUCCUGGGUCUGGAAGCUGAUUUUGCAUGCUGUGACAGCCUGAGACCGUUUGUCUCUCAGGAUAGCCUCCAGUUCAGUGAGGAUGACAUAUCUUACCACCAGGGACCCUCCGAUACCGAUUAUUUGAGUUUGCUAUAUGACUCUCCUCGCUGUAACCUGCCUAUUGCAGAUAAGGCUCUGUCCGACAAAUUAUCCGAAGAAGUAGAUGAAAUCUGGAACGAUCUGGAAAAUUACAUCAAGAAAAAUGAAGACAAGUCGAGAGACCGCCUCCUUGCAGCCUUUCCUGUGAGCAAAGACGAUGCACCAGAGAGGCUGUUUGUCGACAGCACCCGUGAGCUGGGCAGGAAUACAGGACAUGUCACAUCUAUGCUGGCCCUUCCUGCAAGCCAGCCUUUCCUCCCGCCUGGGAAAAGCAGGGUUGUCAGAGCGAGCAGGGCCAGCCGCUCCCUGGAUAAAGACAUUAUUUCAACAGAAGGCUCCUUCCUGAGUCUUAACCAACUCUCUCUGGCCAGCGACGUGCCUCCUGUGGACAAUCCCUAUGACCUGGCCAACUUCAGCCUGCCCCAGACAGACCCAGAAAACCCUGACCCUGGGAUGGAGGUCACAGACAAGACCAAGAGCAGGGUCUUUAUGAUGGCCAGGCAGUAUAGUCAAAAGAUUAAGAAGGUAAAUCAGAUUUUGAAAGUGAAAAGCCCGGAGUUGGAGCAACCACCGUCCAGUCAGCCUAGCCCCAGUCACAAAGACCUGGUGGCCAUCUUGGAAGAGAAGAGGCAAGGAGGGCCCGCCAUUGGUGCCAGGAUCGCUGAAUAUUCCCAAUUGUAUGACCAGAUUGUGUUCAGAGAGACACCCCUUAAAGCUCAGAAGGAUAGCUGGGCCAGCCCCCAAGAACCCACCCUCCACAGGCCUGCAUCACCUCCCCAGGCCCAGGGCACUGGCGAGGACUGGCUCUGGCAUUCGCCCUACAGUAACGGUGAAUUGGCAGAUUUCUCUCCCCAGACAGAGCAAGACUCAAAGUCAAAAUACCCCAUCACGUUAGAGAGCAUCACAAAAAUUAGGCCCAGGCAGUUGUCGGGCGCUUGUUCAGUGCCUUCUCUUCAAGUGUUGGACCCACUGCUGGGCUCUGUGCAGCAGAGAUGCAGCGUGGUGGUCAGCCAGCCCCACAAAGAGAACUCAGGUCAGAGUCCUCUUUACAACUCGCUGGGUCGCAAAGUCGUCAGCGCUAAACCUCAGCCUUAUAGCAGGCCUCAGUCAUCUUCCUCAAUCUUGAUAAACAAAUCUCUGGACUCCAUCAACUACCCUAGUGAGACAGAAAAGAAGCAACUGCUCUCUUCACAAAAAAGUCCCAGAGGUGCGAGCCAGCAGGAUUUGCCGUCAAGGCUAGCGAACACAUGUCAACAGGGCACGGGCAAACGGUCCGAUAUUACGCUCCAAGACUCGCAGAAGGUUCUCGUGGUAAAUAGAAAUUUACCCUUGAGCGCUCAAGUAGCGACGCAGAAUUACUUUUCUAAUUUCAAAGAGACCGAAGGAGAUGAAGAUGACUAUGUGGAAAUCAAGUCAGAAGAGGAUGAAGUGGGGCUGGAUCUCUCUCCAAGGCGGGGCAGGAAGUCUGACCCAAAGAUCCCGGACCCUGACUGUUCGGAUAACAUCUGUAGCCACAGCACACUUUACUCUUUGAAGGAGCCAGUGAGUGGCAGGCUUGGGCUUCCUCCUUACCUGACAGCAUGUAAGGACUCUGAUAAACUGAAUGAUUACCUGUGGAGGGGGCCGUCACCCAAUCAGCAAAACAUUGUCCAAUCUCUGAGGGAGAAAUUUCAGUGUCUUAGCUCAAGCAGCUUUGCCUAGGUUUCUAGAACUGUCCAAAUUAGCUCCUUAGGCUUGCAAAUUACCAUACGAAUGAGGUUGUUUUUUCUGUAUUUUCUUUCCAUAUAUGCACCAGUUUAAAAACAAUUUUGUAAUAACAAGAGGGUAAAAUGUGCUUUCGCUUACAGCACAGCUCUUUGAGCUGGCUGACCAUGACAUUUACCCCUCCCCACCCCCCAUGUCCUAACAGUAGCACCCACUCUUAGAAUACCAUCUCUCCACAUUCUAAGGAGUUUUAUACUGUGACUCAGAGGCACCACAAGUGAAUCUCUCUCACAGUUUUUAAAAAGCAAGACUAGAGUUAUUUAAAGAGUCAUGCUUACAUGUGGCAUCUCUAUAUUUGACAAGACUCAAGAAUGAUGCCCUGUCUGAGUCUCGGAAAUUAGUGAUUCUUCACACCAGUGUUUUGUUGCAUGGUUUGGUGUCUCCUGCAAAGGGGAAUGUCAUGUUGUACAAAAUGUCUUAUGUAAGUGGUCCCUUAGGUUCUAGGAUAAAUCUGUAGCUUUUUUCAUUACGUCUGUGGACCAGGCUGCAGACUUUGAGAGCCUGUGUGUGUGUCUCUGUGUGUGUUCCAUUGUGUGCUUAGAUGCUCCCUCAAUGUUAUCAAUUCCGUGCUUUUGUUUAAAACAGUUUCUUCUGAAGGUGGGGGUGGGGAUGUACAUAACUGGGAACGUUUUAUGUACUUAAAUGUUCUUACUGGGUUCCUGUACUGAAGGGUCCAAUUUUUCUUUUUUAUAUAAGUUCACUUUUCACCUACUUUUUUUUUUCGUGGGGGGAAAGUAGUGCAUCUUGGAAAACAUAGUUUAAAUACUGUAUAUAAGACAAUGAAACUUAGUAAUGCCCAUUAUUUAAUAAAGUUUGUAAAGUGGAAAGUAAAUUUUCAUUUGAAUUAGUGGGUAUGCACUGAAACAUUCUAAUGUUUCCACACUGCUUGGCUACAUUACUCAU
This is a messenger RNA of Mus pahari (shrew mouse), 5466 nucleotides long. RefSeq names its product pleckstrin homology and RhoGEF domain containing G1 (gene Plekhg1). The transcript is spliced from 17 exons. Lineage: Eukaryota; Metazoa; Chordata; Mammalia; Rodentia; Muridae. Bases 325 to 4500 code for a protein of 1391 amino acids. The record is from RefSeq and is a predicted model, not a curated record. Gene Ontology annotation, molecular function: guanyl-nucleotide exchange factor activity.